Messenger RNA from Necator americanus (New World hookworm), 657 nucleotides. RefSeq lists its product as uncharacterized. The transcript has 7 exons. The record is from RefSeq and is a predicted model, not a curated record. Lineage: Eukaryota; Metazoa; Nematoda; Chromadorea; Rhabditida; Ancylostomatidae. The coding region runs from base 1 to 657 and encodes 218 amino acids.
AUGUCCUCAUUUCUUCCAGCGUUUAUUAUUUGUGCCGCAUUAGUCACAAUAUCCACGGCAAGCACUAUUUGUCCGAAUAACCCAGCCGGAAGGGAUCAUCAAAUUGCUAAAUUUAUAACAUUGCAUAAUGCACGCAGGAAAGCACUAGCAGCCGGAGCAAUUGCGUUGAAUGGUGGACGUAAACUUCCAAGAGCUGCAAAUAUGCUGAAAAUGACAUACGACUGCAAUCUGGAAGCGACCGCUAUAGCACAAUCGGCGAGAUGUGUAACUACUGGAUCCACAGGUCUAACCGGUACCGGAGAAAAUAUUGCUCAAGUAAAUAGACAACUAGUGAACAGUAAGCUUGGAGCAAUAGAAAAGGCAAUUUCAUCUUGGUGGAAACAAGGAAGAUUGUUUGGUGGUAGUAUAGGUAGAACAGGAAUAAUCUACGAGCAGAGUCAUACGGGAACUAUCCCUCAAUUCGCACAGAUGGCCUGGGCAAGUGCAAGUCGUCUCGGAUGUGGGAUAACAAAAUGUACAACUUUCUAUUCGGUAGUAUGCCAGUACAAUACUCCACCAACGGUCAACUCGGCUAUCUAUCAGCGUGGUAGACCGUGCACUGCUUGUCCUACCGGAUCCACAUGCGCCUCCAACAGAUUACUUUGCGUCAUACGUUGA